GGAGCAACUCUAAUUUGUGUUUUUUAAAAAGGAUGGUUUUGCGCAAUCUGAUGAACUUCCUCUUUCCAGUUGGUUUAAAAAGUAGCAGCUACGCUUGGCACCAAGGUGUAGUACGUUAUGUGAGGCCAGUUUUCGUUUCCUACAAAUUUUUUACUACGGCAUCGCCUGUGUUAAAGUGUUCUGUAGAAAGUAUCCAUCCCUCCGAAGCUCAUCACAAGAAACUGAGGGAGUCUUGGAAACAUCUAGAUGUUAGGACAAAGGAAGAAUUCACUGCUGGACACGCAAAGGACAGUAUUUGUGUUCCCAUUAUGGUCAAAGGGAAGGAAGGAAAACUAGAAGAAAAUCUCUCAUUUUUACAAGAUGUUUGCAAGUUUUUCAAGAAAGAUGACAAAAUUUUAGUUUCUUGUUUGAAAGGACCCAGAGCUAUGAAAGCUAUAGAGAAGUUACGUGAGGCUGGGUUCUCACAAGUGCUGAACGUGGCAGGUGGCUUUGAGAAGUGGCAGGAAAGUGCACUUCCUAUUGAAAAAUAGUUAUAUAUGCCAUAAACAACAAUAGCAAUAUUUUCAGAGUUAUAUUUUCUAUUAUCCACUCUUCCUUCGUCAUAGUUGCAGAUACAAUAUACUCAGUCGAAUGUUGACCUAUUUCGACACAAUACUUACUACCCAUACGGGAAUUUUGAUCUCAU
Galdieria sulphuraria is the source of this 685-nucleotide messenger RNA. Its product is annotated as senescence-associated protein Din1-like protein. NCBI's taxonomy places the organism in Eukaryota, Rhodophyta, Bangiophyceae, Galdieriales, Galdieriaceae. The record is from RefSeq and is a predicted model, not a curated record. The coding region runs from base 33 to 530 and encodes 165 amino acids. The transcript has 2 exons.